GGCAGGGAGGGCUGGGGCGGGGCGGCGGGCGCUGGGGACUCUGCCCGGCCAGGGCGGCGUCCCCGCCUGGAGGGCGACGUGGAGCGGCCACGUGGAGCCGGGAGCCGGGCGGGGGAGCUGGGCGGCGGAGCCCAGGCGGGAGCGAGGACCCGCGGCCCGGCCGCUGCAGUUCCAGUUCCAGGAAGGAUGUUUCCUUGGACCGUGAGGAUACUGGUGCUGCUGCUGCCACUGAGCCAGGCUGCUCCCAAGGAUGGAGCCAUAAGGUUGGAUCCCGAAGUGCCCAACCCCUUCCAGCAGCGGGGCCCGGAGCAGCUACGGUUCCUGCAGAGCUACCUGAAGAAGCUGGACAGGAUGGAGCAGGAGCCUGAGAGCCUGAGCUGGGAGCAGGUCCUCCUCUGCAUGAUUGCCCUGUACGACUACGACCAGAACGGCCAGCUGGACGGCCUGGAGCUGAUGGCCAUGAUGCCCGUGGUACUGGCCCAGGGGGCCGCUGCCUCACACACUGCCAACCCGGUGGUCCUGGCGGUGGACAAGGUGCUGGAGACCCAGGACCUGGAUGGGGAUGGACUGGUGACCCCCACCGAGCUCAUCAGCCUCCCAGGACAGGCCCCAAGGAACACCGAGCCCAGAGAGCUGCCAGAGCCGCACGGUGUUGGGGGACAGGCCCCACUAGCUGAAGCACAGGAAGCCCCAAAUCCCCAAGAACAAGCAGGGGCACAGGUGGGGGCUGGAAGGGAGUUCUUGGAACCUUUACAGGAGGCCCAGGGCCAGAGGGAGGCUGGAGAAGCCCCCAGCCUGGCUGGGGAGUCCUGGGUCCAGGCAGAGGCUCUGAAUGUGAGGGAGGAGGCAGGUCCUCCGGGGGGCACUCUGGACGCCAUGCCCAGCCCACAGGAGCUGGAGGUUCAUGCCAUCCAGGUGGAGAAUGACGAGAUGUAGCGUGAGCCGCACUCUGCAGGGCGGGCCGGCCCUUGGGGACCCUCUCUCUCCCCUCCCGACCCCGUGGCCGGUCUUUCUGUCCAGCUCAGGGAGACUCAAUGUGGAGGGGCAGCCUUGGGCCCCACAAGCAAUAAAGAAGCCCUGCACUGGCCUGCCUGA
Molecule: messenger RNA, 1095 nt
Organism: Erinaceus europaeus (western European hedgehog)
Lineage: Eukaryota; Metazoa; Chordata; Mammalia; Eulipotyphla; Erinaceidae
Gene: CGREF1
Product: cell growth regulator with EF-hand domain 1
Exons: 6
Coding region: 187-936 (249 amino acids)
Molecular function (GO): calcium ion binding
Source: RefSeq, a predicted model, not a curated record